AUGGCGGCGAACUCAAACUUCAUAUGUUUUGUUGUAGAUCGUUGUGAUAUGCCACUUGGUAUCGAGGAUAAGCGUGUUCACGACAAAAUGAUGCGCGCUUCUUCGUAUGCCAGGUACUACUGCAGACCAGCGAGUGGACGGCUGAAUGGUCGUAGAUAUGGUCGAUACGGAGGGGCCUGGUGCGCAAAGAGACGAGACAGGCGCCAGUGGCUCCAGGUGGAUUUCGGCGCACUUACCAAAGUGUCACGUAUUGCUACGCAAGGAAGGCAAAACUCCGCUCAAUGGGUGAAAUCCUACUCUCUUUCAUACAGCAAGAAUGGAUAUGCUUAUGUACCGUACAGAGUGGGAGGUCGAACAAAGAUAUUCCCUGGAAACUAUGAUCAGCACGUGAUAGUACGCCAUAGAUUACGUCAUCAUAUUACAGCGCGCUUUUUUAGAUUCCAUCCCAUCACGUGGUACAACUGGAUCUCAAUGAGAGUUGAACUGUACGGCUGUGUCGUUGGCGCACGUUGCAACAGGCCUCUGGGAAUGCAAAAUGGUCGCAUUCGUGCACACCAACUUACUGCUUCUUCCAGUUGGGACAAGAACCACGCACCCAACUACGGUAGGCUUCAUUUCCGCCGCGCUGGUCAUCGAAUGGGGGCUUGGUGCGCAAGACAUAACAACCGUCUCCAGUGGUUUCAGGUUUACUUUGGUCGCCCCACCCGGGUGGUGAAGUUUGCUACACAAGGACGACAGGAUGCCCGUCAGUGGGUGACGCAGUAUUAUUUGACAUUCAGUCAGGAUGGGGUGCAUUCUGCUGAGUACAAAGAAAACAGUAAUCGAAAGUACUUCCAAGGAAACAGAGAUCAAAACAGCGUCGUCCAACAUCGCCUCUUUCCUCGUAUCAAAGCUCAAUAUAUUGAGAUCCAUCCUUGGGCUUGGUACGGACAUAUCUCCAUGAGGGUCGAAUUUUAUGGUUGUGCUGAAGGUAAACAAGAAAUUCUCCAUAUUGCCUGCCCUACACCUUGUCCUAUUGUUUCUCUAAUAAUUUGUUGCUAA
Messenger RNA from Stylophora pistillata, 1041 nucleotides. RefSeq lists its product as uncharacterized. Lineage: Eukaryota; Metazoa; Cnidaria; Anthozoa; Scleractinia; Pocilloporidae. The record is from RefSeq and is a predicted model, not a curated record.